Messenger RNA from Cucurbitaria berberidis CBS 394.84, 375 nucleotides. Its product is annotated as DUF423-domain-containing protein. The transcript has 2 exons. NCBI's taxonomy places the organism in Eukaryota, Fungi, Ascomycota, Dothideomycetes, Pleosporales, Cucurbitariaceae. The record is from RefSeq and is a predicted model, not a curated record. The coding region runs from base 1 to 375 and encodes 124 amino acids.
AUGCCGCCCUUCUGGACAAUCGGAACCCUCUUCGGCGCAUCGAGCGUCAUGCUCGGCGCAUUCGGAGCCCACGGCCUCAAGCAACGUAUCGCGGACCCAGCGCGAAUCGCAAACUGGGGGACAGCAGCACACUACCAGCUCGUACACUCCGCCGUCGUAGCAUUCGCAUCCGUCGUCGCGCCGCAGAACACGAUAGCAAUGGGCCUCUUCACAGCUGGAAUGACAAUGUUCUCGGGCUCAAUAUACCUGCUCACGCUCGAUCCGCAGCGGUUCAAGGUGCUGGGGCCGGUGACGCCGCUGGGAGGCCUGUGUUUGAUUGGAGGGUGGGUUGCGCUGGCUGUUGCGAAGAGGCCGGUUGUGCCCAAGUUUAGGUGA